Messenger RNA from Lathyrus sativus (Indian pea), 450 nucleotides. Lineage: Eukaryota; Viridiplantae; Streptophyta; Magnoliopsida; Fabales; Fabaceae. The record is from the annotation of a GenBank genome assembly.
AUGGAUCAUUUACAGAGGAAGCUACGCGACCACGAAGCUGCUAUGUUUCAACAGGGUUUCCUGGAUGAUCAGUUCAGUCAGCUUCAGAAACUUCAAGAUGACAGUAGUCCAGAUUUUGUGUAUGAGGUUAUCACUUUGUUCUUUGCUGAUUCUGAUAAACUACUCAGCAACAUGUCACAUGCACUAGCACAAGUACCUGUGAAUUUCAAACAAAUUGAUGCUCAUGCUCAUCAACAGAAGGGAAGCAGUGCUAGUGUUGGUGCUGCUCGAGUUACAAGUGUAUGUGCCACCUUCAGAAGUUUCUGUGAGGCUCAGAACCUCGAAGGGUGUCGUAGAUGUCUACAACAAUUGCAACAUGAAUACACUCAACUGAAGACCAAACUUCAUUACCUAUUUAUGCUCCAACAAGAAAUCAAGGCUUUCGGUCGUUCUAUUCCUACAAGGGAGUAA